CUUGCCUCGGCGACACUUAUCAUGACUACCCUCGCAAAGUCUAUACCCAGGACAGUCAAGGAGAUCCGUUUGCAUCUUUGUCAGACUUCUCCAGCUUCGCAGGGCGUUCGGCAAUUCAUUCUCUCCUCCUACUCCGGCAUCAAAGCGUCCAAUCCCGAUCUCAAAUUCCUUAUACGAGAAGCGGCCGGUGUGGAACCAAAGGCGUUUGUUCGAUGGGAACGCGGGGUUGAGAGCUCAACAGGUCUGUCAGGGUUGAACGAGAAGGAUGUUGCUAGCGCAUUAAAUCAGCUCGUGAAUCAACAAACCGUCGGCAAGGCAUGAUCAUGCAUCCAUUGUCAUAUCAUCUCACCCAAUCUCUUCUCAAAACCCGUGACCCCAUACUCAGUCGACCCUUGAUGGCCUCUGGUCAUUCGAAUCCAGACUUCAACAGUCUAUCACAUGACGUGUCCACAAUCGUAUGUACUCGUAAUCUUGUCAUCCCUGAAAGCAGUACAGCUGGUCUCCUUACGACAAGAUUGACCCCUUGACAACCUCAGAAACUCCUUGACGACACUGUCCGGCCGUGCGUCGGGUCCUCUUGCUUCGCCUAGAAACGCAACGAUCAUCACUAGAACCAAUUGGAAACCUCGACGACGAGCACUCAAACCACCUUGAAUGGAAACAGAGGCAUAUCGCCCUCGGUCGCUGAGGCCAAGACCCUGACAACCUCCUCUAGUCAUAUGGAGCACUGGAGUCACUAAGACAAGUUUUACCAUUCUUCUCUUCAUCUUCCUCAUCUCUAACAUUACGAU
Molecule: messenger RNA, 791 nt
Organism: Tremella mesenterica DSM 1558
Lineage: Eukaryota; Fungi; Basidiomycota; Tremellomycetes; Tremellales; Tremellaceae
Exons: 3
Coding region: 22-321 (99 amino acids)
Source: RefSeq, a predicted model, not a curated record